AAAAUAUCGGAGAUGGGCUAGUUUACCUUUGCAGUGGCGGGAACGAAACCUAGAAAACGCGCCACAGAAGAACAUCCUAUUCUGAUUUUGUUAGAGAGAGAGAGAGAGAGAGAGAGAGAGAGAGAGAGAGAGAUGGCGGAGAAAACAGCGGCGGAGAAAGCGGCGGUGGACAAAAAAGUAAUACCGGAGGCGGAGGAGCUGCCGAAGGCUAUCGUGCGCAGGGUGGUGAAGGAGAAGCUCUCCCAGCUGUCCAAGGACGGCGCCGACAUCUCCGUCUUCAAAGAAGCUCUCAUGGCCUUCUCCGAGAGCGCCCGUAUCUUCAUCCACUACCUCUCCGCCAUGGCAAAUGACAUUUGUAAGGAGUCUAAGAGGCAAACCAUCAAUGCAGAAGAUGUAUUUAAAGCACUUGAAGAAAUGGAGUUCCCUGAGUUUGUUGGGCCGUUAAAAGCUUCUCUUGAAGAGUUUAGGCGGAAGAAUGCUGGAAAGAGGUCUGCAUCAAAGGCAAAGGAAGCCAAUAAGAAGAAGAUAAAGGAGUCACCUGUGGAAAAUGGAGGUGAAGAAGACAUGCAAGAUCAGGGGAAGAAUGCUGGAAAGAGGUCUGCAUCAAAGGCAAAGGAAGCCAAUAAGAAGAAGAAGAUAAAGGAGUCACCUGUGGAAAAUGGAGGUGAAGAAGACAUGCAAGAUCAGGGGGACGCUAACAUUAAUGAAGAUGAAAAUGAUGCUCCUGAUGACAACUAAAGAAGCAUUUCUACUUGCAUACCUACUGGACAAAGACUGGGACAAGCCUCUCUCAUAGAAGGUGAGUCCGACAGUAGCGGUCACACACUAAAGAAUGGUGUUCUUUACCCUAACAACCCUGUGUUAUAGUAAUUUGGUAGCUUAACAGUGAGCUGCAGGACCAUUUUAUAAUUUUUUUGUUUUCGUUUUCCAGUACGUUAUCAUGGCCUAUGCUGAACUAGUCCACGGAAGCUGAAACAAAUUCGUUGUGCUCCAGCCAUCCUUGUACUUAAUCCUGACAAAUAUUAUUAUAUUUGGACUUUUAUUGUUUAGCUAACAUUUUUCUU
Molecule: messenger RNA, 1064 nt
Organism: Rhododendron vialii
Lineage: Eukaryota; Viridiplantae; Streptophyta; Magnoliopsida; Ericales; Ericaceae
Product: DNA polymerase II subunit B4
Exons: 3
Coding region: 133-738 (201 amino acids)
Biological process (GO): leading strand elongation; heterochromatin formation; DNA damage response
Cellular component (GO): epsilon DNA polymerase complex; CHRAC
Molecular function (GO): chromatin DNA binding; protein heterodimerization activity
Source: RefSeq, a predicted model, not a curated record